Drosophila biarmipes is the source of this 786-nucleotide messenger RNA. RefSeq names its product biogenesis of lysosome-related organelles complex 1 subunit 1 (gene Blos1). NCBI's taxonomy places the organism in Eukaryota, Metazoa, Arthropoda, Insecta, Diptera, Drosophilidae. The coding region runs from base 69 to 518 and encodes 149 amino acids. The record is from RefSeq and is a predicted model, not a curated record. Gene Ontology annotation, cellular component: BLOC-1 complex. The transcript has 2 exons. Gene Ontology annotation, biological process: endosomal transport.
CAGCUGAUCUGGUUUGUUUUGAAGGAAAAUUGUUUUUUCUUUGUAAUUUUUUAGAAAAAAGCUUAAAAAUGCUAACUUCCAUGGUUAAGGAGCACCACAAGGAGCAGGUGAAGCGGAAACAAGAGCAGGAGGUGCGCCGCAAGGAGGCCAUAGAAGCCUCCAACGAGCUAACCCAAUCCCUGGUGGACACCCUUAAUGUGGGCGUGGCCCAGGCCUACUUGAACCAGAAGCGCCUCGACGCGGAGGCCAAGCAACUGCACAUGGGAGCCACCAAUUUUGCGAAGCAGACCCACCAAUGGCUGCAGCUUAUUGAUCAGUUCAGCAGUGCCCUCAAGGAGCUUGGCGAUGUGGAGAACUGGGCACGCAGCAUUGAGGGGGACAUGCAUGUGAUAAACCAGAGCCUGGAACUGGCCUACAAAGCCUCUCGAGCGGCGCAGACUGGCGCAGCAGGAGGGGCAGCUGCUGCAGUGGAAGCCUCCACUUCAUCGUCCGCUAACCCAAAUCCUAGCGCUACAUAACUACUCUUAGGUUUAUUCCCCUUUUCCAAAUAACUCCCUAGAUCCUUUCGCAUAACUACAUUAAUGGAUGUUUGGUUAUUACGCCUUAGGAAUUUGUAUGAAAUAGAUUUAAACUGUUUCCUACUACUAAUUAAUUGAAUUUAAGUAAAGAUAUUUAGCUUUCUUCACGAGAAAGCCUAUAAAAAAACGUGAUAACUCACUACUGUCACUCCGAACGACCAACUCAAUGAAUAAAGACCAAAAGCCUCAGCUUUCUGUACAAUUUCAA